Messenger RNA from Salvia hispanica, 1336 nucleotides. The record is from RefSeq and is a predicted model, not a curated record. Lineage: Eukaryota; Viridiplantae; Streptophyta; Magnoliopsida; Lamiales; Lamiaceae.
GUGCCGCACAAACUCCAGAUAAACACCCCAUCCACGUGUAAAACCAAAGACCACAGCAAAAUCUCCGUCUUCCCCAAUUAUCCAAAACACCAAACCCUAAAACCUUCAUUCAAUCAAUCUCAAUGGCGAUGAUUCAGUGAAGAUUACCCACUCUCCUCCACAAUUCCUACAUGCCAUUCAAUAAUUCCUCAAUCAAUUUCCCCUUCCCCCCUUCCUAGACCCCAUUUCUCUCUCCUCUCCGAAAAUGGCGCUGCCUCAGCUCCUGCAUUCUCCUCCAUCUCCAUCGCCCUCGUCCUCCACCUCCCUAAUCUCCCCCAAACCCCAAUUAAACCCCGCCCGCAGCUUCCUCUCCCCACCGCGCCGCCGUCGCCCCAAUCCCCUGUCGUGCGCCGCCUCCUCGUUCCCGGAGAAGCACCACACAAACCCUAAAUCCGACUACGCGGCGGAGCUCCCCCUCUUCCCCCUCCCCCUCGUCCUCUUCCCCGGCGCCGUCCUCCCCCUCCAAAUCUUCGAAUUCCGGUACCGCAUGAUGAUGCACACCCUCCUCCACACCGACCUCCGCUUCGGCGUCAUCUACACCGACGCCUCCACCGGCACCUCCGACGUCGGCUGCGUGGGAGAGGUCGUGAAGCACGAGCGCCUCGUCGACGACCGAUUCUUCCUCAUCUGCAAGGGCCAGGAGCGCUUCCGCGUGAAUCGAUUGGUCCGCACCAAACCCUACCUCGUCGGCGAGGUCACCUGGCUCGAGGACCGCCCCUCCGCCGGCGAGCUCCACGACCUGGACGCACUCGCCGGGGAGGUCGAGAGCUACAUGAAGGAUGUGAUCCGCCUCUCGAAUCGCAUAAAUGGCAAGCCCGAGAAGGAGGUGCAGGAUCUGCGGAAGAACCUCUUCCCCACGCCCUUCUCCUUCUUCGUGGGAAGCACCUUCGAGGGGGCCCCGAGGGAGCAGCAGGCGCUGCUGGAGCUCGAGGAUACGGCUGUGAGGCUGAAGCGAGAGAAGGAGACGCUCAGGAAUACCCUCAAUUACUUGACGGCUGCGUCUGCCGUCAAGGAUGUGUUCCCUUCGACAUAGCAAUACCAAAUGUGGGGUAAUAAUACAGUAUGUGUUACUCCAUGUGCUAAUGUCUAAACUUUUGAUAUCCAAUACAUAAAAUUCACUUGCUCAAUUGCUUUUCUUGAAUUCAACUAUCUUGUAAGAGUUGAUAAAUUAGGAUCAUGAUCAAGAUUCAAGUAAAUGCUCUUGUUGAUUGUUGAGUAUGAUAGCACUUGUUGAUUGUUGAGUGUAACAAAUUAGGAUCAUGAUUCAAGAAAAUGCACUUGUUGAUUGUUGAGUAUA